CUAAAACUAAUACGUCACAUUUGCAAGUCCUCUAUUGAGAACGCCUCUUAACCUUUCAACCUGCUUCCGGAAGUUUUUCUCCGUUCGAACUCUGCUGGCGGCAAAGGCAACUGAGAUUAACAGGUACUAAUCAACAGCAGUAAAACUGCUUAUAUAUGAAGUUACUUAAGUGGAAACUGAAAUCAUUUGCUAUGGAGAAUCCGUUUUAAACAGGGAAUCUGGUGUUUGUUAUUCCCCAGUAUUUUGUUUUAAAGUUUUAACUGAGUGGUGGCGCUAGUAUAACACUGUAGUAAUAUAAAACACAUUUAGCUAACACAGCUGCAGUUAAAGUAUUUGUUUCACAGUUUAUUUGGAUAACGUAAAUCAUGGAAAGUAUUCUGCAGAAUCUGAAUGGCAUGGCUGAACUGUUGGCAGUAGCGCGGAGCGAAUACGUGUCACACUGGGACCCCGAGACGGUCCAGCGGGCUUUUCAGUGGGCCACUUACUUUGAGCACCUGCACGGCAGGUUCCGCACGAACACCCGUGUCCAUAAAGCCCUGGCCGACAGGCUGCUGUCCAUCAACGAAAGCCUGAGAAACACGUUUGGACUGUACCGUGAGCUCAGUUUCAAAGACGUGGGUCAUUGCCGAGGCGUGUUGCUCGCCUCGCUGUUGUCGAACCCGGCCCUUCCAAAAACCUUGUCCGACACUCUUUUCGCCAGGUUACGUCCUUGUUGCUUUGACACAACGGGGCAGCGUGAUCAGUCUGACCUGAACCACCUAAUCGGAAUCGCCAGGUUGAAAGCUGCAUCAAAAGUCCUGUCACACGCCCUAAAACUAGACGGCAGCACCGCCACUAAACCCUACCUGUUGCUGUUGGAUCCAGAAACUGAAACAAAAGGUGAGAUGGUAUUAAAAAGUUUGGAGACAUGGAUGCGGUGUCCGUCUGCUGGCCCGCGGGACAAGCUUGUUGAUAGCCUUUUCGCACAACUACAGCAAGACAAAAUAAACAACAGCUCAGAUUUUUCUAAGAUCGUGGCUGCUGUUCUCUUGGCGAAACAAACUAGCACGGAGAGCGGUGCGGUCGACCUGGCUUUGAAGUGGUUGCUAAGCAACAGAUGCCAGCUACAAACAUUCUGCCUCGGCGUGCCAUGCGCUUUGCUGUCUGAACUGGCUCACAGGUACCCCGCGUUCAGAUGCGCCUACUUGGAAUUGUUGACCAAAUGGGCGCGGUCUAUGGAGUAUGAUUUUAGUUGCGGGGACUGGAGACAUGGCAGUUCUCCAGAACUGAACUGGAAGGAACUGGUGGACCGUUUUAUGUAUCUUUUGGAGGGACCGACGUUAGUAAAAGAGGCAACUGAGACUGCCUUGUGCGCUUUGAAAGCAGAUGAUGGUGAUUUUGAAGUGUGGGGCAUAAGCGUGUGGACAGACUUGCUUAUUGCACUAAAGAAAAUGUGAUUGCUAUGUAAUGUAUAAUGGCGUGUAUUGUUUCUGUAAAGACUGCAAUGCUAUGGGCAUCAUAGGUUUUUUUUGUCAAUGUAUAUGCUGUGUCAUACAUUCUUCUUUUAAGUUUUAUUUGAUUGUGUUGAUGUGAAAUGUAUUCCAAAUAUAAACCAAAAACAAAUCUAUAUACUUUACUUUUAUUUUUGUGGUAUUGGUGCAAACCUUGUAAAAUGUUGUUUUUAGUGGUUGACUGGCUUUGUAAAGAUGGCAUGUUUUUUGAGCAUUUGAAACAAAAGUAUGAAACUGAAUUUAUUACAGCCUCCUGUUACCCAUCCCAGAAACGAACUGUCUGACUGGCUUGUUGCCUCUCUGUAUUCUUAUGAUCAGGAUCAUUUUUUAUUAUUGCCCAACAUAUCUUUUGAAGAUGUACUUUAUGCGCACUACAGGGAUGGAAAUAAGACUCCUAUUGCAUAGCAGUUUCACCCAUUCCAGAGCUUAAUUAGCAAGUCUACAGGUAACACGCUCCGGUGUGUCUUAUUAAACUCAUAGUAAAACCAGGAAAGGAUCAAACUGCUGUGCAGUGGGAGUCUUAUUUCCAUCCCUGCACUAGUAUGAAACAACUUUCCUGCAAGCUCCAAUUUUUGUCUUGCAAGCUUGCAGCUAAAACGUGUCAUAAAAGCACAAAAAUUCUGAGGGGCUAGUGGUCUGGUCAAGUAAAAUCCCAACAUGAGUCAUACAUCCUGAAAAACAAAAUAGCUUGUUAUGCACUGUAAAAAAAACGAAACUGCCAGUCUUGCAAGCUGACACUGCUGUCUGCUGUUCCUACUGCUUAUACUUAACCAGGCAACUUGAGACACCACAAAAAAAAAUCCUGCAGAAAUGGCCUGGGUCCGUGUGAACGUGGCCGUCCCCUCACAAAUAGAAUUCAUAUGUUCACAGCCGCUUCCCCUAUAGUAAUGUUUGUCUGCCACGUCCUUCACAAGGGAUUUCUGCACAAGAAUGUUCCAACUCCCAGCUGGUAGUCCGGAUGAAAUUGAAUAUUGCAUUUUACACUUGUGACUCAUGAAGAUUUUUAACAGGAAUGUCCUGUUAAUAAGAAGUGCCACUAGGGAGGCAUAUACACAUUUUCCAUAUGCUUUCAUUUUAAUGGCUGGAGUUCUUGAAAUACAAAACCCAGGUGGCCUGUGGAUCUUAUUAAUGGCAUGUUCAAUAUAUUUAUAUCAAUUAAUUUUUUUCUUUUUUGUUCACAUAGUUACUAUAUUGGGGGCUAUACAGCCUAAAUGUUACUUGCUCCCAAAAAUCUAAACUAAAGCACAAAACACCUAACAACAGUAUUCCUUUUGAAAGGAAAUUUGGGAAGGGGGGUACUAUAAAUAUGUUCUUCCGAGGUAGGGUUAGGGAAUUGAUACCAGAAGCUGGUGUGGCUGAAACAGGAAGCAUUGUGUCUGUUCGCUCUCUGAAUGUGUCUGGAUGCCACAGCUGGUUGUGAAUUAGAUCAUUAAAUUCCAUACCUGGCUCAUGAAGGACCCUAAUAGGUCUAUAGGGUGCAGUCAAUGUAUGUCAGAGAGUGAAUGUACCAUGUGAAUAAAAACCUAAUACAAUGUAUGAGGGGACAUUACACCGUACUGAUCACAGGACAAGCACAAGGGGGGGGGUUCUUUUUUUAUGAGUAUUUGUCUGCAAAAACAGCCUUUAGGAAAAAAAAAAACAGAACAAGGCUUCUUUUACUUAAAUACCCAAACACAGCCGUGAACCAAUACUGAGUGUCCUCAUUCGAAGAAUGCCAUUCCAUUAUAAUACUGAUUCAUUAAGGGGAAUUUGCCGUUGCAUUUUAAAAGUAGUGGGUGCAUAAUCAAGCUUUUUUAACUCUAUCUGGUUCCAAGUUUUGUAAUGUCUUAGUGUACAUAUAAAUGCACCCUGAUCUGAGGGUUAAAAUCAUUAAUUUACCCCUAACCCAUCUUACUCCCACCUCCAUGCAAGGCAAGAUAAAUUACUUUUAGAAUGCAACUGAAGACUUGAUUUUAAUGAAAGUAACAUAUUGUAAAUGCAUAAAAGAUCUGGA
Messenger RNA from Acipenser ruthenus (sterlet), 3483 nucleotides. RefSeq names its product FA complementation group F (gene fancf). Gene Ontology annotation, biological process: interstrand cross-link repair. Gene Ontology annotation, cellular component: Fanconi anaemia nuclear complex. Lineage: Eukaryota; Metazoa; Chordata; Actinopteri; Acipenseriformes; Acipenseridae. The coding region runs from base 366 to 1436 and encodes 356 amino acids. The record is from RefSeq and is a predicted model, not a curated record. The transcript has a single exon.